Messenger RNA from Andrographis paniculata, 1728 nucleotides. RefSeq names its product UDP-glycosyltransferase 89B2. Bases 138 to 1577 code for a protein of 479 amino acids. Gene Ontology annotation, molecular function: UDP-glycosyltransferase activity. Lineage: Eukaryota; Viridiplantae; Streptophyta; Magnoliopsida; Lamiales; Acanthaceae. The record is from RefSeq and is a predicted model, not a curated record. The transcript has a single exon.
AUAUAAAAAGGUCACAUUAUUGCGCUGGUCCUCCUCACUUUAAUUAUUUCCACAAAAACCCCUCCAAACCUAAAUAAUUUCCCACUCAUUCAUACCCCAACUCUCUACUUCUUUCCACACCCUCUCCAGACCUCACCAUGUCGGCCGCCACCGCCACCGCCGCCGCCGUCCAUGUCCUUGUCUUCCCAUACCCUGCCCAGGGCCACAUGAUUCCCCUCCUCGAUUUCACCCACCACCUCGCCGCCCGCUGCGGCGUGGCCGUCACCGUCGUCGUCACCCCCCAGAACCUCCGGCAACUCAACCCCCUCCUCGCCGCCCAUCCCCGUUCCGUCACCGCCCUCGUCCUCCCCUUCCCGGCGCACCCCGCCAUUCCCGCCGGCGUCGAGAACACCGUCGACCUCCCCGCCGGCGGAUUCCGCCAUAUGAUGGUCGCCCUCGAGGGCCUCCGCCACCCCAUCGCCGACUGGUUCCGUACCCACCCCUCGCCGCCGGCGGCCAUCAUCUCCGACAUGUUCCUCGGCUGGACCAACCACCUCGCCGCCGAGCUCGGCGUCCCCGGCUACGCUUUCUUCCCCUCCGGCUUCUUCGCUAUCUCCUUCAUCCGCUCGCUGUGGUGUCAGUCGCCGGAGCUCAAAAACGGCGACGACAGAAACACGGCGGUCGGAUUCCCAGAAAUUCCCAAUUCCCCGAUUUACCCCUGGUGGCAGUUAUCCCCAAUUUUCCGUAGCUACGUAAGAGGAGACCCAAAAUCGGAAUUUAUCAAAGAUUCUUUCCUGGCCAAUUUCGUAAAAAGCCAUGGGUUGGUAGGCAACACGUUCUACGCAUUGGAAGGUGUGUAUUCACAGUACCUCAAAAAAGUGCUGGGUCACAACCGGGUCUGGGCAAUCGGACCCGUAUUGCCCCGGUCCGACCCGAUCCAUCGGGGCGGACCCAGCUCCAUUUCGCCCGACGAGAUCCUCUCCUGGCUCGACACGUGUCAAGAUCGCAGCGUGGUGUACAUCUGCUUCGGGAGCCAGGCCGUGUUGACGAACAAGCAGAUGGCGGAGCUGGCGGCGGGGCUGGAGAAGUCCACCGUGAAAUUUAUUUUAUCUGUGAAGGCGGCGACGCAGGGGCACGCCGCCGGGAUGUACGGCGCCCUGCCGCCGGGGUUCGAUGGUCGGGUCGCCGGGAGGGGUUUGGUGAUUCGGGGGUGGGCGCCGCAGGUGCUGAUACUGCGGAACACGGCCGUGUCGGCGUUUCUGACGCACUGUGGGUGGAAUUCAGUGCUGGAGAGUAUCGCCGCCGGCGUUCCGAUGCUGGCGUGGCCGAUGGAGGCCGACCAGUUUCUGAAUGCGACGCUGCUGGUGGAUCAGUUGGGAGUGGCGGUUAGGGUUUGCGAGGGGCGGGAGACGGUGCUUCCGGCGGAGGAUCUGGUGAGGUUUCUGGAAGGAACUGUCGGGGAUGAGUGGUCGGAGAAGACGGCCCGUGCGGCGGCGCUGAGGAAGGCGGCGGCGGACGCCGUUAGCGACGGCGGAAGUUCGGUCAAUGAUUUGGAGGAUUUUGCGACUGAACUUUGCGGAGCUGUAUCGUUACAAUAAAUUUCAAGAUAAUUGAAUUAUUUGUCCACGAAAGAAGAUUCAAUUUUAUAUUUUUAGAUUUUUUUUUUUUUUUAUUCAACUAUUACGUAAUUUUAAAAAUUCGAUUAUAUGUAUAUUUUUUGUUACACGAUGUUUGAAUGUUAUAUUCUUU